Messenger RNA from Ziziphus jujuba (common jujube), 689 nucleotides. RefSeq names its product ATP synthase subunit a, chloroplastic. Lineage: Eukaryota; Viridiplantae; Streptophyta; Magnoliopsida; Rosales; Rhamnaceae. Gene Ontology annotation, biological process: proton motive force-driven ATP synthesis. The record is from RefSeq and is a predicted model, not a curated record. Bases 123 to 689 code for a protein of 188 amino acids. The transcript has a single exon. Gene Ontology annotation, molecular function: proton transmembrane transporter activity.
UAACCGAGGAUAUUAUGCGAUUAGUAGGUAUUCAAAAUAUCCAAUGCAAGUAUGCAAAUCGAAAAUGAGAUGGUUGAAUCAAAAUAAUUCCUUUUAAAGUUCUGUUUCUUUUAGAGGUUAAUAUGAAUGUUUUAUUAUGUUCCAUCAACACACUAAAAGAGUUAUACGAUCUAUCCGGGGUGGAAGUAGGCCAACAUUUCUAUUGGCAAAUAGGAAGUUUCCAAGUCCAUGGCCAAGUACUUAUUACUUCUUGGGUUGUAAUUGCUAUCUUAUUAGGUUCAGCCAUUAUAGCUGUUCGUAAUCCACAAACCAUUCCGAGUGAUAGUCAGAAUUUCUUUGAUUAUGUCCUUGAAUUCAUUCGAGAUGUGAGCAAAACGCAGAUUGCAGAAGAAUAUGGUCCCGCGGUUCCAUUUAUUGGAACUAUGUUUUUAUUUAUUUUUGUUUCGAAUUGGUCAGGGGCUCUUUUACCCUCGAAAAUCAUACAGUUACCUCAUGGGGAGUUAGCCGCCCCAACAAAUGAUAUAAAUACUACUGUUGCUUUAGCUUUACUCAUGUCAGUAGCUUAUUUCUAUGCGGGCCUUUCAAAAAAGGGAUUAGGUUAUUUUGGUAAAUACAUUCAACCAACCCCAAUCCUUUUGCCCAUUAACAUCUUAGAAGAUUUCACAAAACUCUUAUUGCUUAGUUUUUGA